Papaver somniferum (opium poppy) is the source of this 2257-nucleotide messenger RNA. Its product is annotated as oligopeptide transporter 4-like. Gene Ontology annotation, molecular function: oligopeptide transmembrane transporter activity. Gene Ontology annotation, biological process: transmembrane transport. The transcript is spliced from 6 exons. NCBI's taxonomy places the organism in Eukaryota, Viridiplantae, Streptophyta, Magnoliopsida, Ranunculales, Papaveraceae. Bases 17 to 2230 code for a protein of 737 amino acids. The record is from RefSeq and is a predicted model, not a curated record.
CCUUGCUCUCUCUAUAAUGGCGACAGUUGUAGAGAUUGAACAGGAGCAACCCAAGAUCAGCAAGGUCGAAGAAGAAGAGAUAUCACCAAUCGAAGAAGUUAGAUUAACAGUAUCAACUAUCGAUGAUCCAACACUACCAAUUUGGACAUUCAGAAUGUGGGUAUUAGGUUUGAUAUCAUGUGCUGCAUUAUCAUUCAUCAACACCUUCUUUUCAUAUCGUACAGCACCAUUGAUUAUAACUCAGAUUACUAUUCAGAUUGCAAGUUUACCUAUUGGAAAGUUCAUGGCAUAUGUAUUGCCAAAAACUAAGUUUAAUAUACCUGGUUUAGGAGAUUGCUCACUUAAUCCAGGUCCAUUCAAUAUGAAAGAACAUGUUUUGAUAUCUAUGUUCGCAAAUGCUGGAAGUGCUUUCGGCAAUGGACCGGCUUACGCGAUCAAUAUCGUUAGUAUUGUCAAAGCUUUUUAUAAGAGAAAAAUCUCCUUCGUAACGAGUCUGCUUCUUGUUAUCACCACUCAGGUUCUUGGAUAUGGAUGGGCUGGUGUUAUGAGAAAAUAUGUUGUGGAACCUUCACAGAUGUGGUGGCCGGCAAGCAUGCCACAAGUCUCUCUUUUCAGGGCACUGCAUGAGAAGGAUCAUGACAGACAAUGGAUGUCAAAGGGAAAGUUCUUUAUGAUUGCAUGUAUUGCCAGCUUUGUUUGGGCUUUAGUACCAGGUUAUCUUUUCCCAACAAUAACGACGCUCUCUGUCCUCUGCUUGGCAUUCCCUAAAUCAGUCACGGCUCAUCAAAUCGGUUCAGGCUUGAAUGGAUUAGGGAUUGGAUCAUUUACCUUCGACUGGACUACAGUAGCAUCCUAUCUGUAUAGCCCCCUUAUUAGCCCUUUUUUCGCUACAGCCAAUGUUGCGAUAGGUUAUGCCUUGAUCGUGUACGUCGUAACCCCGAUUAGUUACUGGGGAUUGAACUUGUACAAUGCUAAGACAUUCCCUAUAUAUUCAUCACACAUGUUCACUUCGCAAGGGCAUAGAUACAAUGUAUCAGCAAUUGUAAACGACAAGUUUGAGAUAGAUGUAUUGCAGUACGCACAACAAGGGCGGAUAAAUUUGAGUACGUUUUUCGCGGUCUCCUAUGGAAUUGGUUUUGCUGCCGUAGCAGCAACCCUUACACAUGUUAUCUUGUUUCAUGGAAAGGAGAUAUGGAGAAGAUUUAGGACUUCACGUAAGGAUAAGGAGGAUAUCCAUACAAGAUUGAUGAAGGAAUAUAAGGACAUACCCAACUGGUGGUUUUACCUCCUGCUUGUAGUGACAUUUGUAGCUUCUCUUCUACUCUGCUUUUUUGCAAAAGCUGAGGUUCAGAUGCCAUGGUGGGCACUUAUCUUUGCUUGUGCAAUAGCUAUGAUCUUCACUCUUCCGAUCAGCAUCAUCACUGCUACUACGAAUCAGACACCAGGACUAAACAUCAUCACAGAAUACUUUAUGGGACUUAUCCGACCUGGGAUGCCAAUUGCAAACGUAUGUUUCAAAACAUAUGGGUAUAUAAGCAUGACCCAAGCCAUCUCCUUCCUCCAGGAUUUCAAGCUAGGGCACUACAUGAAGAUCCCUCCGAGAUCAAUGUUCUUAGUUCAGCUCAUUGGAACCAUCAUAGCUGGAGUAAUCAACACAGGGACAGCGUGGUACAUGCUGAACUCGAUUCCGAAUAUAUGUCAGGACGAUCUCCUUCCAGCUAAUAGCCCUUGGACGUGCCCAACUGAUCGAGUUUUCUUUGAUGCAUCUGUCAUCUGGGGUCUGGCCGGACCAAAGCGUAUCUUUGGCGUUGAUGGAAACUAUAUAGCUCUAAACUGGUUCUUUCUCGGGGGUGCUUUAGCUCCAUUUUUUGUUUACAUAGUGCAUAAGAUAUUCAAAAAACAUACCUGGAUUCCUCUGAUUAACAUUCCCGUCAUUCUGCAAGCGACUGCAAUGAUGCCACCUGCUUCAUCUAUAAACUACACCUCGUGGCUACUGAUCGGAGUCAUCUUCAACUAUUUUGUUUUCCGGUACCGCAAAAAUUGGUGGCAAAGGUACAACUAUGUUCUUUCUGCUGCCUUAGACGCUGGAGUGGCUAUUAUGUCAGUAUUCAUAUACUUCGCACUCAGCAGUACGACACUGACAUGGUGGGGCACAGGUGGUGAGUAUUGUGACUUGGCUACUUGUCCGACAGCUAAAGGCGUCGUUGUUAAAGGUUGUCCUGUUUUCUGACACAUGGAUCAAUCUACUCUUCUUACA